UGCGGGAGCCGGCGGGCUCGCUCCGCACUGUGAGCGGGGUGGAACGCAGUGUGGUGCAUGCGCCGGCUGCGAGCGGUGCGGGAGAGCAGCAGCACCGUCCAUACCGCAGCUGUAACUGAGGCUCCACCACCUGUCUGAUGGAACAAGUGGGCUGAGCCCCCUCGAGGGGCGUUUUGACUGAUGGUGACACGAGGUCCCCACGUGUGUCACCCACCACCCCGGGGGGCACCGCGGGUGUGCGGAGCUGGCUAGGGCUGUGGUGUGCUGCCCACAUCCCAUGCUGGGUGGGCUCUAGAGGGCUGAUGUGCAGCUGGACCACGCAUAGGGGGCCAGAGCUGCUCACCCGCUAUGCGAUGUUCCCCCCAGGCUGUGCUGCUGCUCCCGCUCCCUGCUUGUAGGACGUGGAGGAAGCGCCUGGAUCAUGUGACGGAGGUGUCCACGUCCACCUUCGUCCCUCCUCCCGGGCCUACCAAGCGCCCAGCAAGGAUGGGGCUUCCAGCUGUUUCCCUGCUGCUGGCGGCAGGGAUCCUGCACGCGCAGGCCUCCCCCCUGGCACGCUCCUUCGAGCUGGAUUAUGAGGAGGACUGCUUCCGCAAGGAUGGUGCUCCUUUCCGCUACAUCUCGGGCAGCAUCCACUACGCCCGUGUCCCGCGCCCUGCCUGGAGGGACCGGCUCCUCAAGAUGUACAUGAGCGGGCUGAGCGCUGUGCAGGUCUAUGUCCCCUGGAACUAUCAUGAGCCACGGCCAGGGGUUUAUGACUUUGUGGGGAACCGGGAUGUGGAAGCUUUCCUGGACCUGACAGCAGAGCUGGGGCUGCUGGUGAUCCUGCGCCCCGGGCCCUACAUCUGUGCAGAGUGGGAGAUGGGUGGCCUGCCCUCCUGGCUGCUGUGGAAACCAGACAUUGUGCUGCGCUCCUCCGACCCCGCCUACCUGGCAGCUGUGGACUCCUGGCUCCAUGUUCUGCUACCCAAGAUCAAGCCCCGCUUAUACCAGCAUGGGGGGAACAUCAUCAGCGUACAGGUGGAGAACGAAUACGGGAGCUACUACGCCUGUGACUAUGGGUACCUGCGGCACCUGCUGGGCUCCUUCCGGGCACUGCUGGGCAGCGAGGUGCUGCUCUUCACCACCGAUGGCACACAGCCAGAGGAGCUGCACUGUGGCACACUGCAGGGGCUCUAUGCCACCAUUGACUUUGGGCCAGGCUCUAAUGUGACAGAGGCAUUUGGAGCCCAGCGCUGGGUCGAGCCAAAGGGGCCACUGGUGAACUCCGAGUACUACACAGGCUGGCUGGACUACUGGGGGGAGGCUCACGCCAGCACCAGCUCAGUGCGUGUGGCCCGGGGGCUGGAGAACAUGCUGCAGAUGGGAGCCAGUGUCAACAUGUACAUGUUCCAUGGAGGGACAAAUUUUGCCUACUGGAGUGGUGCUGACUUCAAGGACCAGUACAAACCAGUGACCACCAGCUACGACUAUGAUGCCCCACUCUCAGAGGCAGGAGACCCCACUGAGAAGCUGUUUGCCAUCCGCACGGUCAUCAGCAAGUUUCAGCCCCUGCCAGCCGGCCCGAUGCCAUCCCCCACCCCCAAGUAUGCCUAUGGCCGGGUGGCCCUGCAGAAGCAUGCUGACCUCCUGGAUGCCUUGGGUGUGCUGUGCCCCUCCGGGCCCAUCCAGAGCCAGUUCCCCCUCACCUUUGAGGCCAUAAAGCAGGCCCAUGGAUUUGUGGUAUACCGCACACAGCUGCCCCGGGAUGUCCCGGACCCAGCCACUCUGGGCGCUCCUCCCCACAGCAUCUGUGACCGUGGCUACGUGAUGCUGCAGAAGGAGUACUGUGGGACACUGGAGAGGGACGGGCAGACGACACUUCGUGUGAUGGGGAGAGCAGGGGACACCCUGGAUGUGCUCCUAGAGAACAUGGGCAGGAUCAGCUUUGGGGCCAACAUCAGUGACUUCAAGGGCUUGCUGGGGAACCUCUCUUUGGACUCCAGCCCUCUCAGCAACUGGCUGAUCUAUCCCCUGGACAUAGACACUGCUGUCCAGCAGGGCUGGCCCCAUGCUGCCCUGCCAAAACCAAGCAGAAGGGGCAGAGCAGGGCCAGCCUUUUACACUGGGACCUUUGAGACCCCUGGCAUCGCCUGGGACACCUUUGUGAAGUUCCCAGGUUGGAGCAAGGGCCAGCUGUGGAUAAAUGGCUUCAACCUGGGCCGGUACUGGCCCCGCCGUGGGCCACAGCAGACCCUCUUUGUACCAGGCUCGGUACUGCAUAUUGGCCGCCCCAACAACGUCACAGUGCUGGAGCUGGAGGGUGCACCCUCCACCCCUCUCUUGUUCUUUCUAGACCAACCCCUUUUCAACAGGACCGCCAGCAACAGCACUGUGGCCACAGAAUAAACACUAGGCUGCCAGGCA
This is a messenger RNA of Melopsittacus undulatus (budgerigar), 2406 nucleotides long. RefSeq names its product galactosidase beta 1 like (gene GLB1L). Lineage: Eukaryota; Metazoa; Chordata; Aves; Psittaciformes; Psittaculidae. Gene Ontology annotation, biological process: carbohydrate metabolic process. The transcript has 16 exons. The coding region runs from base 349 to 2388 and encodes 679 amino acids. The record is from RefSeq and is a predicted model, not a curated record. Gene Ontology annotation, molecular function: beta-galactosidase activity. Gene Ontology annotation, cellular component: vacuole.